UUCAUGUUCUUAAUCCAAAUAAAUCAGCUUAAGUAUGAGGAAAAUACCAUUGUAUAGAAAUAUUUCAUCUUUGUGAUCCAGCAUGAAAACAUUAUUCUGAGUCAAGCAAGGCCGACUUGAACUACAAGUCAGACACCAAGGAAUAAAAAACCCCCCAAAAAACAAAUUAGAUUACAUGUAAACAAUAGCCAGACUGUAUUGUGUGUAUGUAGCAUCACGUUGACCUAAACCCAACAGUUGGAUGAUGAUAAAUACUCAUUCGUCAAAAGGUCGGGGGUCAAGCUGUCCACGUGGGUCUGCUCUUUGGGUGAUGCAGUCCAGACCUGGUGUGUCUGUGCUUGGCUGUAAGUGUGUGCUGGUGUGUGUGUGUGUGUGUGUGUGUAUCUGUUAAAGGAUUUGAACUGAAACGGAGCAGCACGGCGCAUUAUGCAGAGCUUGUUUGUGUGCGUAUAUUUUUCUACUUCGGCUGAAGUUGUGGUGCACAGAUUGGGGUCGGGAGCCAUCAGGAAAGCGAUGAUGUUGACAGGUUAAAAGAUGAUUCUAAUUUUUCACAAAAAUAAAAGAGAAACAAGUCCCGGUCCCAGAGAAAAAGUGGUCUCACAAAGAGAAUAAGGGUGCUUGAGGAGUAAUGAGGGGCUGGAUUUCCAAAUGCAUGUGGCAUCGUGUGAGGGAUGAAGCAGACAAUUAAUCCUGCAUCUGGGAAAAUUUACAGUGUCCCAGUGGAUAGAUAACGACAUUGUAACCUCAAACACAAUGACUGUCUAUUAUGGAUCGAGCCACUCUUGUCACAGCGGGAGGUCAAGACACCAAGACGACCUUCUCCAGCACAUUCAGGCACUCUGUGAAAGACAGACCAUGAGGGCACUUAUACUUAACAAAACAGUGCGACUUUUUUUUUUCUUUUAUAGACGCGAGUGUUCGACAAGAUUCCAUGUGCGCUCAUGUCUCCAUCUGAGUGCCCAUCUGUGUGCCUAUAGGCUUUGUUCCCAAGCUUCUGCAGGCCUCCCACUGUAAUUGCACCAGUAAUUGUGAAGUGAUAACCCCAUUUCCACAGGAAAUGUGCCCCGGUUUCCUCACCCCCCGCGUCCCUCUCCUGCCCCUCCAACGACACCCUCCUCUUGUGGCGCAGCCAACAAAGUCCUCCCUUUGGGAACGCUGCACCAGACAGCUAAAGUUCCCUGGGGCUCAGUGAGCAGACAAACAGACUGACAAAGACAGAUGCUCACAAAGACACAGAAACAAAGGUACACACAUGUGUAGAUCCUUAAUGCUCUCACAUGGACAAUGCUUUAGGCUGGGGGAGAAUAAUUGGACAGAUUAAUGGUAAAGGAAGCUUGUGUUUGUGUGUUAAAAGGCUUUGCAAUAAGGAAUAUAAUAUAGUUGGAGACUAAAGGUAGAGAAAAUGUUUAUUUCAUCCCCAUCUACUUUUUAUUUCUACUGAAAUAUUUAGCGAUUCUUAGGAGAUUUCAAAUGGAAACCAUUUGAAUUGAACCUAACUAUUCAUAAACUCCGGCCCCUGGAUACCGGGACGUCACAUCUGUCCUCAUAUGCUCUUGCUAUGCCAGCAUGGAAAAACUGCACUGACAUUCGCCGCACUCUGUGCCAAAUGGAUUUUUUUCCCGUCAUUCCCAUCUUAUGACCACCACGCAUCACCUUGACAACAACAGCUGUGCUCAGAUCUAUCUGUCAGCCUCAACCUGCAGGAAAACAAAAACCCAACAAAAGGAAAAGAAAACAAAACACACACAUAAGACACCAUUCAAAAGGAUUCAGUUAGCUUCUUUUUGUCACAUUUGAACCACAGACAUUGGGGGAUUAUGCUGUAUAUUGUAGAUCGACACAAAGUAGCCUGUGUUUGAGAAGUGAAAACAUCCAAAUUUUUGUAUUUCUUAUACAAAUGGAAAUCUGCUGUUCUAAAUCAAAAAUUUGCAAAGCCAACAAGUUCUUUGGGAUGUGUUUGUAACAGAUCACUGAAACUCAACAGCAAUUUUUGAUUAUUUUAUAAUUUCUUAUUGUGUCUAGGUCUGUACUUUGACUGGGCCAUUCUAACACAUGUUCUAAUCGCUUUAACCCUUUCACUGUGUUUCACGCUAGCUGUAAGUUUCAAAAGUCAUAAAGAACAUUACUUUGAACAUUAUGCUAUCCUCCUCAUGUUUCACCAUGGUGUCUUUACAGUGAUAGCUUUCCUCCACACGAUAAAAUACGUUGACAUUUUUGUUUGUAGUCUGACAAAAUGUGAACACAAUCUUUAACGUUAUUCCUUGGUAUAUUCUUAAUUCAAAAAGACAAACAAAAUCAAAACAGGGUUGCAGGGAUGGUGUUUUAGCAGCUGGAGGAAACAAACACAUUGUUUAUCUAAUAUAAAAUAACUUUUCAGAUGUUGCUGUGCCAGACGGUGCUGUACUCAUAAGAAUUAUUUUUAUUUUAUUUUAAAAAUCCAGUAAAUAUAUUUUUCUUUUCCAGAGUUUGAAUAUUUGAAACUUUGAUCUGGCUGGGCAUUGAUUCAUCCUCCAAAUCCACAGCAAAAAAAAAAAAAAAAAAGAAAAGAAAAAGAAAGUAAUUGCAUGAAAAAGUGGAGCAGAGGAAUAGGAAGGCACCUUCAAACUCUCUGACAGCUCUCUUUAAAAUUGCAAGUAGGGCACUGGCCUUGGAAGAAGAUGAGAAGUGAAGCUGUAGCUUAGAGCAGAGCUACUGAAUGCUUCAGGCAUCUUAAGCAGCGCUGGCCGACACCUGCUUGCUAAUUUUAAAGCUACUUUCACUUUGUCUUCUGUUCAGUUCCCUUUACGUUUUAUCGUACGUUUUCACCUCAUCUUUCAUAACUACUCUGACUCCAUCCAAAUGAAUCAAAUUAAAGUGUUAUUGAUUCACGUCUCUCCAUUGUGUAGCAUAUGAUUAUUUGCACUUAGACACCAUGUGGCAAAUUGAAUAAAGCAGCCCGAGCUCGGUGAUUAUGUCGUGAUAAACUGUUGCCAAGUGCUUGUUCAGAGGAAAUUGUCAGAUCUUUAAAUGCAACCCCCCCCCAGGGUGCCUUUUGUUAUGAAAAUAUAUUACGAUUUUGCACGUUUCACAGAUUUAGUUUUGGAGAAACAUCCAUGAGUCAAAAAUAUUAUUUAACACCUACUUAGGAAGCUUCAAUGCAUCAUUGAAAAUUACCUCCACUGUUUAACUGAGUCUUUUUUUUCUUUUCUAUUAAUUUGGCCUUGUUAGUUUAGCAGCACACAGAUGCAUUUGCUUGUCGGUGCGUCCGAGAGAGGGAAUGUUCUGCAGUGCAGGAAUGUCCUUAGCUGCAUCACACGCCGCACAUUUGCUCUAAUCACAUUGAGGUCUGUCAGUGCUCCCAUGACCAGCAGCCUUUAAUCUAAUGUUCACCAUGGAUAAAAAUAGGUGGCUGCUGACAAAACACACAUUCAUGCGAACACACACCUAUGAACACGGUGUAAACAACACACUUACAGAGGCAAAUGUGGACAGGCAGAGCCAUCCACUGAAAGAAAGGGACCAUUCAUGCACAGAUUUUAGCAUGUAGGCACAGACUUGUGGGAUUACGGCGCAGGACGUCUGUUCCUUUACACCGUAACCUUUUCCGUCUUUGAUUCCCAGCGACAGGAGUCAGAGGCCAAUUGGCUCUGAUCAGAGAGCUCAUUCAAAAUGGCCGUCUACUGACGCUGCCUUUGGAAGCAGGAGACCUCCACUCCCUGCUGCCUGAUGAAGACAGGAGGCGUCUUUACGUGGCCAUGAAAGAUAAUCUUCUCUCUACGAGUCUGGAUGACAUCACACAGAACCCGCGGAAGCUUUUCUGGCCAGCCAGUCCGGACCGGGUCCAAGAAUGUCUCAUGGCUGGGAAGGAUUCAGAGCUGGAGUGUGCGAACUUCCUGCGAGCUCUGCAGCCUUUUAAUCAGACGCACCUGUACGUGUGUGGCACCGGGGCCUUCAAUCCCCGCUGUGCUUUCAUAGCUACCAGCAUCUUCCACCAGGCAGAGUACCAAACUCUCUCCUACAGCCAGACAGAGUGUGGGAAAGGGAAAUGCCCCUACGACCCGUUCCAGAAAACAGCUUCUGCAGUUGUUGAUGGAGAGUUGUACGCCGGCAUCACUUCAGACUUCAUGAGUCGAGACUCCGCUUUCUUUCGGAGCCUCGGCAGGCGACACGUCAUCCGUACAGAGCAGUACGACUCCACCUGGCUGCAGGAUGCCCAGUUUGUGCGGGUAGCGCCACUGUCUGAAACUGAUAACCCAGAGGACGAUAAAGUUUACGUGUUCUUCACUGAGCGUGCCCAGGAGGCGGAGGGGGCGGCCGGGAAGGUUCUCUACUCCAGAGUGGCACGAGUUUGCAAGAAUGACAUCGGAGGUCAGAGGAGUUUAGUGAAUAAGUGGAGCACCUUCCAGAAGGCCCGGAUGGUGUGUUCGGUUCCAGGACCAGACGGCCUGCAGACUCAUUUCGACCAGCUGCAGGACAUCUUUAUUCUCCAUGGGAAAGACAAGAAGAAUCCUCUCAUCUACGGCCUGUUCACAACUUCAAGUGACAUCCUGAACGGUUCGGCGGUGUGCGUUUAUCGAAUGGAGGACGUGGUUCGAGCCUUUAAGGGCAACUUUCUGCAUAAAGAGGGGCCCCAGUACAAAUGGGCCGAGUUCACAGGAAAAGUGCCUUAUCCACGGCCGGGAACUUGUCCCAGCAGCACUUAUGGAAGCUACAGCUCAACCAGAGAAUAUCCUGACGACGUGAUUUUCUUCAGCAGGACUCAUCCGCUGCUGCAGGAACAUGUGCUGCCUCUGGGAGAGCGCCCACUGUUGGUGAGAGUGGGUGUUCACUACAAGUUUAGCAAGCUGCUGGUGGACCGGGUGGAGGCUGUGGAUGGCACGUAUGACGUCCUGUUCAUCGGCACAGAUUCAGGACUUGUGCUAAAGGCUAUCCAUCUGCCAAGAGAGCACGGUCAGAGUCAGGAGGUCACUCUGGAGCAGCUGCAGGUUUUUCAGCACAAAUCACCCGUGACGGCGAUGGCGUUGUCAAAGAAGAAGUGGCUGUUUGUGGGCUCCGGGGAGGGCGUGUCCCAGCUGGCCCUGUACCAGUGUGAGCUGUACGGCCAGGCCUGCGCGGAGUGCUGCUUGGCCAGGGAUCCGUACUGCACCUGGGACGGACAUGCCUGCAGUCCAUAUAUGCCCACCGUGCGCCGGAGAAAUGCUCGUCAUUUAGGGGAGGAGGAGGAUCCACUAACUCAGUGCGUCCGACAGGGAGCUGGGCUGCAGGUGGAGGCGGAGCAGAGGGUCGUGAUGGUUGCCGAGGGUAACAGCACCUACCUGGAGUGUCUGCCUCGGUCCAGACACGCUGCCGUUACCUGGUACAAACAAGCUGGAGAGAAUAGCGCCGAACUAAACCAGGUUAUGACAGGUGACCAGCUGGUGGUGAUAGAGCGCGGCGUCCUGAUUCGGCGAGCCGAGCUCUCUCAUGGUGGCGUCUACCACUGCCAGGUGGAGGAGCACGGCUAUCACUGGACCGCAGUCACCGUCCGCCUCGCUGUCUGGAGCCCCUCUGCCAAUCGCGUCCUCUCCUCCUUGGCUGGUUCGUCCUAUCAGAGCGCAGGAACUCAGCCCUGGUACGAGGAUGUGAUGGCCCUGAUUCAUCCCGGCAACCUGGGCGAGCACUGCAAGGCCCUGGGCUACCGUCCACCGCGCAGCCAGCGCCGUCGCGGGGACUUUAUGAUUCCGCCACAUAAGGAGAAGGAGAGGGCUGAGAAGCACAAGCAUGGUGGAGGAAGAGGAGGUGGAGGAGGAGGAGGAGGAGGAGGAGGAGGGGGGGGAGGACGCGCCGUGGGACGGAAGAGCAGGAGCAAGCCUCAACAGAGGGCACCGAGGAGCGCCUGAGCGCACAGCGUCACUGACUGAGACACACACACUUUGUGUAACCCAAACAUGAACACACUUAACUUAUACUUUAGGACCCACUCAUACUGUAUGUACAGAGACUACUUCAUGCGCAUGCACUUAUCUAAAAUGAAAACGGCAUCCUCUCAUCUUAGUGGCAAGUAGUCAAACUCCACAUAAUCAUCUGAACUUUGUACAGGACGGCUUGGACAGCGGAGGACCGCUUCGCUCGGACAAAUGACUUUGUGAAUAAACGUGCAAAAGUAGAUUAGCUUAGGUUGCUUAGCAUGCCGAAUGAAGGACGAACAGCACAGCCAGGUCACUCUGUGCUGUGACGAGGACAUUUCAGUGGAUAUUAUUCAGGUUUUUCAAAAGCUAAAAUUUAACAUUUUAAAAACACGUUGCCCUACUGAAAGGAUGUUGAGCCUAAAGGAAGACCUUUGACCUUUGUAUGUUCUUCCCACUUAAUUACCAAAUGCAUAUCCAGUUACUGGCACAAAUAAGCUUCCUGUUGUCUCAGUCAGCUUUUAGAAGAGCAAACUGAGUAGGAGAGUGGAAAGAAAUUUGGGUUGGAGGAAGAAUUUUCUUUAUAUGUUUUGUGCCCAGAUUUGAACCGUUCCCCCUCUUGUGAUGAUUGAGAAUUGGGGAUCAUUAGGAAUACAGCAGCUUGUUCUGCUGUGAUGAGACAGGUCAAACCAAAACAAGGAAAAAACGCAUGUAGACAGUGCUGAAAAGAACUUGGAUGUUGUUACCAAGGCAUCAAAUUGAGAAAUAAUCAACAGUCAGAUGAAAAUUGGGACAAAAAUGUAAAAGAAUUUCUAAAAAAUGACACGAUCAAAUUACAACAGAAAAGCCACAACUAUUCUUUCUGCUGCUGCUACAACAAUAUUAAUCAAUUAUUAUCACAGUUAUAAUGAUGUAAUGAUAACAUUUAUCAAUUAUUUUGUCGUACAUAUUUAAACAGAAACAUGGAAUAAACACUUGUUAAAUUUGGCAAUAGUAUUCAAGUGUUCAUUGUAGUUCAGAGCUGUGUGUGAACCUCUAAAGCAGUGCUACCUUAAUAGGAGCAAUAGGUGGCACUUCUUUAGUUUUGCACACCGUGGCCUGAAAUAUUUCCAAACAGUCAACUUUGACCAGCAAUGUGCAGCAACAUGUGGGGGAGGGGCAUCUACUACACUUCCCCUGGCAUCUCAUGAAAAGGCUCUGGCCUUUUUGUGGUUUUUGAAUUGCAGCUUUUGAACAUUUUGGUAUUCUUUGAAAGCGAACCGACCCUAAUCAGCAGUGAUUGCUAAUUAAAGAUAUUCAAAACUUUCUGGACAGAAACAUAACACGGUAGUAAUGUCCAGAAACAAGUUAAACUAGCUUUUAAUUGGGAAUAAAUAAGGCAUCUGGUCUAUAAAAAAAAACAAACAAAAAAAAAAAACACACACACACACACACACAGGUAGACACAACAAUCAACCGCAGUAGAUUCACAAACUAUUCAUCAACAGGGAGACGUUUGUUAGUUUGUUCAGAAAGGAGCGGUUCCACCUUAAGAUUAUGCACUGUGACCACUGAGAUGAAAAGCAGAGAAGAGUGCAACAAUCCCUUUGAUGGUUGACUUUCCCAGGACGUCGGUGCGGCGUGCUGCAGCUGUACCAACCACUACAAAUAGAGGUUUCCAUUGUGUUUGCCGCAGUGCUUAGCGCUGUAGCGUUAGCCCAGGUUCAGAUGCAGUCCUGCUGCUAAUUUUGUGCCACGUGGGGGACAGAGUGAGCAAAGCAAAACAAGUACAGUUCUCCUUUUAGCUUGGAAUGUGCAUAUUUGCGUAGAUCUGGAGAAUCUGUUGAAAUUUUAUGAAGUAAUAAGAAAUAAAGGGUUUUCCAUGCAGGUGUGAAUGUGGUUUAAAUGGCUUCAACAAGGGUCAUUAUCAGAAAGGUUACUGCUUGGUUUAUCGUUUGGUGUUCAAAUCGGAUGAGACCUUCACGGUUUUGAACUCUUUAUCAUUUAAAGACGACAUUUAAUUGUUUGGUCAUUUGAACUGUGUUUCCUCUCAGUAUGUUGAACUUUGUAAAAUAUGCUUUCAAAAGAUUUUCCACUUGUGUUUGAUCAAAUAAAAAUAAUAAUAAUAAUAAAAAAUUAAAAAAAAAACAAGAAAACACAAGCAGACGAGGCCCUAACAGGCAGAGGACUCUGUACAUAACAUGCAUGUUUCUCAACCUUCAGACUGCAGGUGACUUUGUGUGACUCUGGUUCUGCAGCUCCAGCCUAUAAUGUCGUCUUACUACAAGUGGUGAAAAAGGCUCGUUGUGUGAUCCUGGAGGCAGGGCUCGACGGGAUGUUUUCUGCUGGACUUUGAUUCGUCAGAUGACGGUGACUUUUCGAAACAAUGAAAUGUGACUUAUUAUGUGCUACAUGUUAAACAGAGCUUCUUCCAUCAUCUGUUUGAUUUUAUUCUCUCUUGUAUUUAUUAGUCUGACUUUGAGUAAAGCGUCUUGGUUAGUAAAAGCUCACCACCAAGCCAUAAAGCCCUCACUGUUUUAUUUCUUGUGUUUUUUUUUUUUUACAUGUGAGCAUCUUUGCUUGCUUUUAUAUGUAUAUCUGAUGUCCAGUUGUUACCAUUUCCCCUGUUUAAGCUCCUUCCAACUGCGUCUUCAUUUGUAUUAUUUUGAUAACGUCUUAGGGAAACCUUCCCAUUCUCUUGGUAUUUAAAAGUCGAUCUAUUUCAAGUUGAGGCAGCAAGAACUAAAGAAGUAUUUAAAACAU
Messenger RNA from Gambusia affinis (western mosquitofish), 8606 nucleotides. It is a transcript of the gene sema3h, whose product is annotated as sema domain, immunoglobulin domain (Ig), short basic domain, secreted, (semaphorin) 3H. The coding region runs from base 3735 to 5858 and encodes 707 amino acids. Gene Ontology annotation, biological process: negative chemotaxis; positive regulation of neuron migration; motor neuron axon guidance. Gene Ontology annotation, molecular function: neuropilin binding; semaphorin receptor binding; chemorepellent activity. The transcript is spliced from 18 exons. The record is from RefSeq and is a predicted model, not a curated record. NCBI's taxonomy places the organism in Eukaryota, Metazoa, Chordata, Actinopteri, Cyprinodontiformes, Poeciliidae.